CCACACACGGCGCGCGCAUCUCCUAGCCCCUCCCAUUUCUGGAGGCGCGGUUAGGCUGUACGUCAUUACAAGCGCGACGGGAAGCGGGCGACGUCAUUGGCGCGCGACGCUGGUGCCGUCAGAAGGAAUAAGGACACCCAAGCAUAUGGUUUACAACAAUUACUCUAAGUUGAAUUCAACAUGAACCGGUUACAGCAAGAAUAUGAUGCCUAUGCAAUUGAAGAACCCAGUGAUGAGGAACGUGGGAUGAGCAGUUCUGAAGACGAAUUAGAUGUUCUUUUACAUGGGACCCCUGAGCAGAAACGGAAGUUGAUUCGUGAAUGUCUUACCGGUGAAAGUGAGUCUUCUAGUGAGGAUGAGUUUGAAAAGGAGAUGGAGAAGGAGCUAAGCUCUACAAUGAAAACAAUGGAGGGGACAUGGCAGGGUCUUGGCCCAGAUGGCUCUACAAGCACUGCCACUACGUCAGGAGAAGCCAGCCAGCAGCAGCAGUAUUAUGAUGAAGUUUACUUUGACUCUGACUCUGAGGAGGAAGGGGAUGAAAAUGGAAAGAAAAAAAAUCGUAGACAAAAGCAUAAAGUACUGACUAAUGAUGACUUGCUAUAUGACCCAAAUGAGGAUGACCGCCAUCAGGAAUGGGUAGAUUCCAAAAGGAGAGGUUACAGAAAUAUAAGAAAACAAAGGCAAUCGCAAACUCAUCCAACCAAACUUAAACCCCCUCCCCACAGUGAUGCCAUUUUAAACUGUCCAGCCUGCAUGACUACACUUUGUUUGGAUUGCCAAAGGCAUGAAUCCUAUAGAACUCAAUACAGAGCCAUGUUUGUCAUGAAUUGCACAGUCAACAAGGAAGAGGUUUUAAAAUUUCCUGAACAACCCAUGAAGAACAGACGGGCAAAAAAGAAGCUGAAGACUCCCUCUGCAGACUCAGCAAUGGAAACUCAAAGUACAGCCGUGGACUUGUACCAUCCGGUGAAAUGCAAUGAGUGCUCCACAGAGGUUGCGGUUUAUGACAAAGACGAAGUGUACCAUUUCUUUAAUGUAUUAGCCAGCCACAGCUAGGAACCUUGACCUCCUCUGUGAUGCUGCACGUCACGUUUUAUAUAAUAUUAUAAUUUUUUUUUUUAUCGAUUUGCAUUUUUAACAGUGAAUUUUUUUUUUAGAUGGCCAUAUUCCCCCCCCAAAGACUUUAAGAAAAAUGGCUAAAAGGGAAAUGGCAUAUUUUUCUCUUUUUGGAAAUCCUUCCAGAGACUCAAAGCCCCAAUACCCAUUGAUUAUCUGUAGUAUUUCAAGAUGGUUUCUGUAUUAAGACAUGUAAAUAAUGUGUACAAUACUUUUUUCACAAUUAUUAGUUUGUGCUUGAAAUCCAAAUAUUAUUUAGUUGUGUUUUUUUUUU
Messenger RNA from Hyla sarda, 1390 nucleotides. RefSeq names its product E2F associated phosphoprotein (gene EAPP). The record is from RefSeq and is a predicted model, not a curated record. Gene Ontology annotation, cellular component: nucleus. The coding region runs from base 181 to 1056 and encodes 291 amino acids. The transcript has 7 exons. Gene Ontology annotation, biological process: positive regulation of cell population proliferation. NCBI's taxonomy places the organism in Eukaryota, Metazoa, Chordata, Amphibia, Anura, Hylidae.